Protopolystoma xenopodis is the source of this 1098-nucleotide messenger RNA. The record is from the annotation of a GenBank genome assembly. NCBI's taxonomy places the organism in Eukaryota, Metazoa, Platyhelminthes, Monogenea, Polystomatidea, Polystomatidae.
CAACGUCCGAAGCCAAACACCGGCAAAGUGGAGACUGACGUCGGGCGCGAAACCGUACACGACGCCGGUCGACUGGGCCAGCCCGACCGAUCCCGGACGCCUCGUCAGGCGGCAGAAGAAGCCGUCGCCGUUGCAGUCGGCCUCGCCGUCGCCGUCGCCGUCGCCGUCGUUUCGGGCGUAACAGUAACCGUAACAACAGCAACAGCAGCAGCAGCAACAACAGCAGCGACUGCCUCCCGAGGGCCGGGUCAUUCGGUGUAUGUGUGCGAUGAGGAGCAGACUGACGCACAGACUGACCCCGUUGGCGGAGACGAAGCUGGGCUGGAGGCGGCGGCAGAAGACGUCGCGCAGGCCCAAGCCCGGCAGGAGGCGGAGGCCGGCGUAGACCGGCAUGUAGACGAGAUGGAGGAAGAUGUUGUUCAGCCAGACGCCGGUGAGCAGCACGUGAAUGCGGCGCAGUGGUCGGUGCCUCAUCAGCUGACGGUCCGAGGCCGGUGGGCCGGUUCGAGUCCCGCGGCCCGUCAACAGCGGCACCAGAAAGCGGACUGUGAGGAGGCUGAGCGCGAGGCCCAGGUUGACCGGACCCCCGAUCAGUCCGAGACCCACGAGCCAGGCCAACUCGCUGCCGGUCGCCGACUCGACAGAUCGCGGCAACUUGCUGGAGUUGUCCAUCCGGCGCCAGUUCUCUCGAGUCGCCGCCAUCUCGUCGUCGGGCAGAGUGGGACAAAAGGACGCCAUCGUCUCAUCACAAUGCUCCAACUCGUGUCCGUCGGUCGGCUGAACCACUGCGAGGCUGGUGAAGCCGAUGUUUCGAGGGACGAACCGGAAGUCGAGUCUCUCGGACGGCCUGGCCUGUGGCAGGGUUGGCUGGCAGUGGAGACUCAGAUCGUCUCGCCCAAAACCCUCCUCGCCGGUCACAUUCUCUCCUCUCGCCUUGUCUCACCACCACCACCGCCACUACCACUUGGUCCAAUGACGAGGGUGUCUGCUGUCCGAGAAGCUAUGCUUUUUGUACCGAAAACAGGCAGUCAGGUCGACAGAAAUGGCGGAUACACAUUUGCCCAAUCAACAGUCCCAUCUGCAACCUCUGCCCUGUGA